Molecule: messenger RNA, 1190 nt
Organism: Drosophila yakuba
Lineage: Eukaryota; Metazoa; Arthropoda; Insecta; Diptera; Drosophilidae
Product: serine protease SP24D
Exons: 2
Coding region: 327-1112 (261 amino acids)
Biological process (GO): proteolysis
Molecular function (GO): serine-type endopeptidase activity
Source: RefSeq, a predicted model, not a curated record
GCUGGUUAGGGUUAAGGGUUAAGGGUUAAGGGUUAAAGCUUUGUUUGGUCUCCUAAUCGGUGUAUUCUAUUCACUUCCACUUCGCAUGCGAAUUUAAUUGGAUGGAAAUGUGCGCUGUAUGUUACGGUUCAGUUUAAAGUUUAAUACUGCUGCUUCUGGCUUUUCUACAACCUUUCCUUCGAAGACUUUGAUGCGAAGUUCUAGCCAACUUAGCAUAUAGCUUAACAGCAAUACUAAUGAUGAUGAGUGCCAUUAUCUAUUCCAUAUAUACAACUGAAAAUGACUUUCAGCAGGUAAAACCUAAUAGAAAGUUAACCCAUUAAGUCAUGCUAGCAUUGUGGAAUCUACUGCCACUGCUGCUAUGUGGCGUCCAAGGAAUACUGGGGCAGGAUGUGGCCAAGAACCAGAGUGAAUUCCCAAUUGAGCCCCGAAUCGUGGGCGGAACCAAGGCGAAGGAGGGUCAAUUUCCCCACCAGAUUUCGCUGCGCCUCCGUGGAGAACACUACUGCGGUGGAGUCAUCAUCUCAGCCACUCACGUCAUCACCGCUGGCCACUGUGUGAAGCACGGGGAUGUGGUAGUUUCGGCGGAUCUAUGGUCGAUUCAGGCGGGCAGUCUGCUCCUCUCGAGCGGCGGAGUAAGGAUUCCGGUGGCCGAAGUCACCAUGCACCCGAACUAUGCCGUAGGUGGCCACAACGACUUGGCCGUGCUCCGACUGCAGAGUCCGCUGACCUUUGACGCCAACAUAGCCGCCAUCCAGCUGGCAAGCGAGGAUCCGCCCAAUUGCGCAUCCGUGGACAUCUCCGGUUGGGGCCAGAUCGCCGAGAAGGGACCCAUCUCCGACAGCCUGCUGUACGUGCAGGUGACCAGUAUACCGAGGGGCGUCUGUCGCUGGCUGUUCUACUCUCGUUUGCCGGAAACCAUGAUUUGCCUGCUGCAUCCCAAGAACAGGGGUGCCUGCUUUGGCGACUCCGGCGGACCGGCCACAUACGGAGGCAAGGUGGUGGGCCUGGCCAGCUUGCUCCUCGGCGGUGGCUGCGGCAGAGCGGCUCCUGAUGGCUACCUGCGGAUCUCCAAGGUUAGGGCCUGGAUCGCGGAGAAGGCGGGCUUGUAGAGAUGUGCAGAGCAUUAUGUGCACUCUAAACCUCUAAAUAUUUAACAUAUAUGUAUGAGCAUUUGAAAAAUUUGAAAA